Molecule: messenger RNA, 2886 nt
Organism: Cyprinus carpio (common carp)
Lineage: Eukaryota; Metazoa; Chordata; Actinopteri; Cypriniformes; Cyprinidae
Gene: dusp3a
Product: dual specificity phosphatase 3a
Biological process (GO): protein dephosphorylation; negative regulation of MAPK cascade
Cellular component (GO): cytoplasm
Molecular function (GO): protein tyrosine/serine/threonine phosphatase activity; MAP kinase phosphatase activity
Source: RefSeq, a predicted model, not a curated record
AAAAACCAUGAGCUGUUUGUUUGUUUAUAUCUUAGAACCAUUUCAGCUUCAUGGUAACAGAUUAUAGAAAAAGUAAGCAAAUAAAUAUUAUACAUAGACUAUAUAUACACUGGGUAUCUUAACAAAAAACAUUAUCUAUAUUGUUGUUUAACAGUAAUGAUAAAUAACAUCCAGUCAUUGAAUAUGAGUCAAAUUUGACUUGAACAAAACAAUUAUGACUUUUCACACUUGGCAAGAAGAAUCCACAACCACUUUCCUAAAUGCUCAUAGUUCAUUAGUCUUGUUACUACAUAAAUAAUUUUCUUUUCUUUCUGUGACAUACACUUUUGGAUCAGAUAACAAAGUUUCCUAAUGGGAACUCUUGUAAUUGGCUUGAAUGUGGGUCAAGUUACACCUAAUCACAGGUGGGUCAAGGUUCAGAGUUCAAAUACAAGGGUUAAAAGCCACUUGUUGGAUUAAAACGAGAGAGAGAAAUAAAUAAAUACAAUUCUAGUUACUUUAAGUAAGCCUGCCUGUCAUAACAUCAAUUAACACGCAAAAUUAGCCUUACAUGAAGGGAGGGGUUGAUGUUUGGGAAUGGACUAGUAUUACUAGAUCAAUGAGCGUUACAAAACGGAUUGCGUGUAUAGAAUGAGCGUUACAAACACAGGUUUACGCACAACAGGCAACAUGAACACGCGAAACAUCUAACCCGUCAGAAAUGUGAAUGGAUUCGAUUUCGAUGAGAGAUAGCGAUGUUCCCUUUAAAGCAGCUCUAAAUGACUUUUGUAUCGAUGCGUUGUCGCCAUCUUCUGCCAGUUCUGUUACCGACUCACCGGAGCAUCACAUCAGACCGCCGGUGGGCGAGUCCCGGGUGUGUCUGUCUGCCUGCCUGCGUUCAGGAGCGCGCGCUAACAACACCAAGAGGGAAGGGAAAUAAAAUGCUGAGGAAUCGAAAGCCGUGAUAUCUUCACCACUGGACACUUGCUGUUGUUGUUGUUGUUUUUUAUUUUUGGCUUUUGGAGGAGGACUGAAACAUGAAGAAACAUCACAGCCCCGCGAAGGGACCACUGGAAGUCACCGUACCAGACACCGAGGCGACCAUACAACAACUCAACAAGCUGCUGUCCAACGGCAGCGGUUUUUACAGCCUCCCAGCCCAACAUUUCAACGAGGUCUUUCCCAAGAUUUACAUCGGCAAUGCGUUUGUGGCCCAGAAUGUGAUGCGUCUGCAGCGGCUGGGUGUGACACACAUACUGAAUGUCGCAGAGGGAAACUCUUUCAUGCAUGUGAACACCAACGCAGAGUUCUACGCAGGAACUGGGAUCACGUACCAUGGCAUACAGGCCAAUGACACUGAGCAGUUCAACAUCAGUGCCUUCUUUGAGGAAGCAGCAGACUUCAUUGAUAAGGCUCUGGCACAUGGAAAAGGAAAGGUGUAUGUUCACUGCCGUGAGGGCUACAGCCGUUCGCCCACUAUCGUCAUUGCUUACCUCAUGCUCCGUCACAAGAUGGAUGUACGAGUUGCAACGGCUACAGUAAGACACAAGAGAGAGAUCGGCCCAAAUGAUGGAUUCCUGCGCCAGUUGUGUCAACUCAACGAAAAGCUGGCGAAGGAGGGCAAGUUGAAGACCAAAUGAUAGAACGUGCUCUUCCCCCAACAUAUAUUCACAAAUGCAGUCGCACAGUCAAACUAGUGUGCACUAUUUCCAGUCCUAGUAUAUUAACAGAAUGUAUGCAUACCGCCAGAGCAUAAGCAUGGAGAUAUACAAAGUGAAUUCAAACACACUCUCACAAACACACUCACAUAAGGUGUUGUCAGUAUCCUUAAUAAUUACUCCUGCUUCCAGCUGGCUGGUAAAGGGAAACUUACUGGCAUAUCUGAAUAAUUAAGGCUGUAGAAGGAGCAAGGGCAGCAUUUUAUAUGUCAUCACAACUGUUUCGUUUUUGCGUCAUUCCCCAUGAUAAUAAGCUUCUGUUUUUUCACUAGGUACACCUAAAGCAUUCCAGUACCCAACUGUUUGUAUAUCUCACAAAUUCAACUUUUGGAGCAUAUUAGCCCAAUUGUCAUCUGUAAAGUAGAGCACAAUCAUCCUAUGGUUUCUGAUUUGACAGAAAUACUGCGAUUGCUCAGCCCAUUACUAUUUGUAUGUGGUAGAAUAUGAUAUUUAGGUACAAAAAAGCACGUCGAAUACACCUUUUAACCCAUUUACAGACCGACAGCCAGAUUUUUGAUGGCUUUCCAGCAUUUUAAAUCAGGAGGACAAAACUGUUGUGUACCAGCACACACCCCUUUUCCUCACUAAAUUAACAUUCCACUUUGUACCGAAUAAUAGCAUGCAAUCAAACAAGAUAUAUCUACAACAAGCCAACUGUAUGUUGUAGCUCAGAUUCAACAGACGCUACAGACAGGUUCAACCCGGUUCUAUGCAGCAGUGAUAAUGCAUCAGCCCCAUUAGAUCUCUUUACUCUGGAAUCACUGUCUCACACUGCCAAGUCUCAUGCCACAUUUUGACCAUCACAAGAUCACAGUCAGCCUUGACCAGAGAGACACGUCCGAUAGAUGGAGAGCCUCUGCCAUGCCAACUGCCUAAAGAUGUGCCCUUACACAAGGUUUGUUACCCAGAGGUCCAGUGCCCCUUCAUACCGCUAGUUCAGAGAUCACAGGAAGCGUGUCAGCGACAUCUGUGUGGUAGAGUGUAGAUCAGAUUUUUAAGGGUAGCUGUUGAAAUAGAUUAGGUUUACUUCGGGGUCAGCUUUGUCCUUAAAACAGAAUCACUUUAGCACUGGAAUUGACUCAUUUUGCUGCACGGCUGGCUUGUUUCAGGUUUUAAAGGGGUCAUAUCGUACGUAUUUUUAUCAUUUAAUUAUUUCCCCUGAGGUCCACUUAUAAUGUUAGUUUAUUUA